Pyricularia oryzae 70-15 is the source of this 1703-nucleotide messenger RNA. RefSeq lists its product as uncharacterized. The coding region runs from base 328 to 1353 and encodes 341 amino acids. The transcript is spliced from 2 exons. Lineage: Eukaryota; Fungi; Ascomycota; Sordariomycetes; Magnaporthales; Pyriculariaceae. The record is from RefSeq and is a predicted model, not a curated record.
ACUGCCUGAAGCCGAUCUGGUUGUGGCCCGUGCACCAAUCGCAGCUAGCUCCCAAGAAGCUCCGCAGAAAUCUCCUGACGCCAGCCAUCGAGCUUUUUUCUUCGAGCCAAGCUGCCACAGUCAAAAUCGACGACGACAGCGAUUGUCUUAGUCCAGAUUGCAACUCCUCUUCCCCUGCUUGCCUGUUGUAAUCUACAGUAACAAUCCUUGAUUGAAAACCCCUUUUUUAAUUUUUCCUAUCUCUUUUAUCCUUUCCCUUCUUUGGGCUUUACUUCUCGUACAAUCCUUCGAUCCUCUUAUACUUCACAAAAAAGUCUACCAUAAAAAAUGGCCUCAUCGUCAGGGGCCAGGACGCCCCGGAGCGUCUCGGACGCAACCCGCUUCACGCCUACCACACCACAUGCCGCAUCUAAGGCCGGCGAGUCCUCCCGAUUUCAACCUCCAUCCUCAGCCAACGCAGCCGCCCGACCCGUGUCAUCCAAAUUCAGAGACCCCAGGAGACCGCCGUCCCAGUCACAGCAGCCUCCCGGCGGAGGCGGCAUGCCCUCGCCCGGCGCUCACAUAAACGAAACGGCCGAGCAGCGCGUCGCCCGCCUGCGCGCCCAGCACCUUGCAGCUCGCAACGCCGAGCUGACAUUCCUGGACAAGUUUGUCGACAGGAGCCGGCCGAUCUUGGACCGAGUGCACCGCUUUACUGUGUUGGGUCUGAUUGGUUUUACCGCAAUCGCGACUGUCGUGACGGCCUAUGCCGCCUUUGACAUGAUGGUAUACAACCGCAAGCGCAAGAGCGAGUUCAUAGCCGCACAGAAGGAGAUGGAGGAGUCAUCUCUCCAGGCCGCCCGUCUGGCCUACAUGCGUGGCGACGCGACGGCCGAACAGGUCGCCCUGGUCGAGGAGGCCAAGGCCAAGGGCAUCGACACAUCAUUCUUCAGCAACACCUCCACAACGACAGCGACGAAGCCGCCAGCAGCAGUAGCAGCGGCGGCAGCACAACCCGAAACACCCGCGAUGGACAUGAACCAAACGGGCUGGCAGGCUGUUAAGGGCUUCUUAUUCGGCGGCCUGAAGACGCAAGACGACGUCGUGGCAGGGAAGCCUAGGAGCGAGGCCGCGGGCGGUAUCGUCAAGACGGUCGAGGACAAGGCCAAGGCUGCUUUUGAAAAGGAAAAGGAGAACCAGGCCAGCGGCGGCAUGCUGGACAAGAUAGGAACUGCUGCUGCUGCAUCGCAACCCGAAAGGGCUGCGAGCAGUAUCCGUAUGAGCAAGCCCAAUAGCAGCAGCAGUCCUGCUGGGGAUGCCGCGCCCGUGACGGAUGCGAGCGCGGCACCGUCAAAGAAGGGUUGGUUUUGGUAGGCGUCAUGGUAUCAAUAAGCUGGAAGGCUAAAGCUGUACUUGGAGAUCCCUCAGGCGCAUUGCUUUUGGGGUCAACAGGAGGCUCUGUAAAAUCUGUCGACGGGCAUGGUAGAACAAAGGGGAGGCGAAAGCCCAGAGAAGGCAUGUACUCUUAGUUGUAGAAAUGGGUAUCACAUGUGCAUUACGAUGGCGUCGGGGAUUCAGUUCGUUUCAAUAGAAAUUCAACAUCUCCACCAUGGUAUGCGCCUACAUCAUGGCCAUGACAUCAGUAACCGAAUAACCUGCCUUAGGAUUGCACUGUAGAUGUUGGAUGAAUGUAGACAAGGCACCUCUUCGACAUAAUGAAACAG